Ostrinia nubilalis (European corn borer) is the source of this 1173-nucleotide messenger RNA. RefSeq lists its product as uncharacterized. Bases 139 to 468 code for a protein of 109 amino acids. The record is from RefSeq and is a predicted model, not a curated record. Lineage: Eukaryota; Metazoa; Arthropoda; Insecta; Lepidoptera; Crambidae. The transcript has 3 exons.
ACUGCCAAAGAGUUGAAACUUGCAACUUGAAAACAGUGGUGUAAAUUAAAUCAUUUUCCCUUUUUCAGAUACAAUAAAGUAAUAAUCGUAUUCCUUAAGCGUUUAGAAUAUUGUACACCUUCUAUCAAUUAAAUAAUUAUGUCUGUAGCGGGUCAAGUAACUCUUCAACAGCUGCAGCAAGAUUUACAGAAUGAGUUGACUACAUCUAAUCAACUAUUACGACAAAUUUCCAUGGAAUUGCAACAAAUCAAACAAUUGACUAGCAGCGGGGGUGAAUUUGAAGCACAGAUCAUUCAGAAUGCUUCUUUAUUAUCUACACUCGCCAACAUGCAACAAAUUGAUACAACCAAUUUACCAAGGGUACAAAGAAAGAAUAUUGACUUAAAUAUAAAUCACACAAUGCAAAAUGUUUCAUAUGAACAACAUGAUUCAUUCCGAAAUGCGUCUGACAUGGAUGAUAGUCAAUAAAUGCCAACACUAUUGUUUAUUGAAUUGAAAUAUGUAUGAAGGCAGAUGCAUGUAAUCCCCAAAAGAUUGUAUUCAAGUGCAGUAAAGACGAGGUAACCAUGAGCCCCUAUUUAGUUAUAAAGUAGGUAGCAACUUAUGAAAAUGUGCUUUGUAAUAAUAAUAAUUUAUUUAAUGUCAAGUUUUGGUUAGUUUAGUUAUAAAUCUUGGACUAAUAACUAAACUAGAUGCAUUUUUAGAAAAGACUGCCCAAGAUGCAUUUUUAGAAAAGACUAAAAAGGUUAUUUUCAAACAAAGAUGUCUCAGCAUGAUAUAACAUAGUAGUACCUACUUGAAAUAAUAAAUAAGAAAUCUAAUGUUACACCUACUCUUGCAUCUUGUUUUAAUAUUAUUUUAUUAAAUCAAUCAAUACAAAAUACUUGGAUGUACUAUAUUAUAAUAUGUCAUGUAUUAUGAAUAAUUGAAUGAAUAAAUAAUUACUAUUUUGUACAUAAAACUUUUAUUCCAAAUACACUUAUGACUAAUAUUUAACAUCACAUAAAAGACAAUUGUAAAGUAUUACUAAACAAUUUCAGAAGGCAACAUGCAUUUAUAUUACUUUGUAUAAUGUUAAUACUACCUAAUUAAUUGGCAUAGUACACAUAAUUCUUUAUCAUCACUCUAAAACUUCAUUUGUUCAAAAGCAAUGCAGUUGGUAAAAUAUAUUAU